AACAAAAUCUUGAGCUGGCCUCUCUGCCUACUCUAAAACACACAACACACCCUUUCGCUGGUCCAAUCCAUCCAUCCAUCCAUCAAUCUCUCUCGACAAAAAGAAAACAAAUGGUUGAGCAAAAGAGAUUCGCUUUGUUUCUAGCGACGUGCGAUUCAACGUUUGUGAAGAAGACAUACGGAGGUUAUUUCAACGUGUUCGUCUCGACGUUCGGCGAAGAAGGAGAGCAAUGGGAUCUCUUCCGGGUGAUCGACGGCGAGUUUCCGGAGGAGAAGGAUCUGGACAAGUACGAUGGUUUCAUUAUCAGUGGUAGUCUCCAUGACGCUUUCGGAGAUGAUGAUUGGAUCAUUAAGCUUUGUUCGAUUUGUCAAAAACUGGACGACAUGAAGAAGAAGGUUUUAGGUAUCUGCUUUGGCCAUCAGAUACUAAAUAGAAUCAAAGGAGGAAAAAUCGGAAGAGCGAGAAGAGGUGCAGACAUGGGACUCAGAAGCAUAACAAUAGCUAAAGACUCGGUGAAACCUGGUGGUUACUUCGGAGACAAGACUCCAAAUUCACUAGCCAUCAUAAAAUGUCACCAAGACGAAGUUUGGGAACUCCCUGAGUCUGCUACGUUGCUUGCUUAUUCAGACAAAUACAACGUCGAGAUGGCCUCCUAUGGAGAUCACCUCCUCUCCAUCCAAGGCCAUCCUGAGUACAACAAAGAGAUUCUCUUCGAGAUCAUCAAUCGUGUCGUCGGUCUGAACUUGAUGGAGCAAGAUCUUGCGGAUAAGGCCAAAGCAACGAUGGAAGACGCCGAACCAGAUAGGAAACAGUGGCAGACUCUCUGCAAAAACUUUCUGAAAGGAAAAACCGAUCAAAUUUAA
Messenger RNA from Brassica oleracea var. oleracea, 863 nucleotides. Its product is annotated as putative glutamine amidotransferase YLR126C. The transcript has 3 exons. Gene Ontology annotation, cellular component: cytosol. Bases 111 to 863 code for a protein of 250 amino acids. NCBI's taxonomy places the organism in Eukaryota, Viridiplantae, Streptophyta, Magnoliopsida, Brassicales, Brassicaceae. The record is from RefSeq and is a predicted model, not a curated record.